Lodderomyces parapsilosis is the source of this 1254-nucleotide messenger RNA. RefSeq lists its product as uncharacterized. The transcript has a single exon. Gene Ontology annotation, molecular function: RNA polymerase II cis-regulatory region sequence-specific DNA binding; DNA-binding transcription factor activity, RNA polymerase II-specific. Gene Ontology annotation, biological process: regulation of transcription by RNA polymerase II. The coding region runs from base 1 to 1254 and encodes 417 amino acids. The record is from RefSeq and is a predicted model, not a curated record. NCBI's taxonomy places the organism in Eukaryota, Fungi, Ascomycota, Pichiomycetes, Serinales, Debaryomycetaceae. Gene Ontology annotation, cellular component: nucleus.
AUGGAUGGAGCUAGUGAGAUCAAAUUAGAACCAAGCGAUGCUAAACUGUCGAUAGAAGCAACUAUGUCAGAAGCGGACUCGGCAGACGUUCAGAAUACGGGUACAGGAUCGGCACCACGAGAAGUUGAAUUUACACCCCGUCCUGUCAACCAUCAAGCAUCUCCAAUUUUAGAGUUUACUUGUAAGUGGAGUGAAUGCAAUGACAAGGAGCACACUAAUCUCACCAGUCUAGUCAAUCAUGUCAACAAUACCCACAUUGGGCCUCCUACCACAGGACCUCAGCCUACGUCAUCAUCAUCAUCAUCAUCAUCCAAUCCGAAAAACAUUUGCAUGUGGGAAAAUUGUACACGCUUCGGGGCUGAACAACCAAGCAGAUUCUCACUAAUAUCACAUUGUCGAACACAUACUGGCGAAAAGCCAUUUUUCUGCCCUAUACCGGAAUGUGAGAAACAUUUCACAAGAUCAGAUGCCUUAACUAAGCAUGUAAAGGGAGUUCAUGAUUUACACAACAUAAAGGAUCAAUUAAGUUUGUUAAAGGAGAGUGCAAGGCGAGGACAAUUGGAUUUGGGCUUUAAUUUGGAGAGUUUAACCGAUGGGGAGUAUGCUAGGAUUAUUGAUGAUGAUUUUGAGUUAAAAAUGCCAUGGUGGUUUGAUAAUGAAUUCGUCAAGUUAUUGAAAAAAGUUAAUAGCAAGGACGGUGACACAUUCACAAUCGCCGAUGUGGAAAACCUCCCACUUAACACAAGACAAUAUCAGUUGAGUGACAUCAGAAUUAAACAAUUUUUAAAUUUGAAAUCAGAAGAAAAUGAACAAUUCAUCAACGAAAAUGACGUCAAUAACGAUAUUAUAAACAUAGCCAAGAAGCAGUACCGGUCAGAUCAUCUGGAACCUACUCCCGAAAUCAAUAGUAAAAAAAUACUACAAUUCUUAUCUCAAGAUUCAAAAGUUUUAGGAUUAAUGUACAAAACACAGGACCACAUAUUAGAUGAAGCUGAAAAUGUUGAUAAAGUCAGAGACUUGUCUCAACUAAAGCAACUACAUGAUUCUUUAUUGCAUCAAUUAAACACUGGAUUGAAAAUCAAUAAAAUCGUAUCAAACCAGCUACAGGAUAAAGUCAAAGAAAAAAGACAACUUUGGGUACGUAAUCAGUUGCUUAUUGAUGCCAAUUUACAAAUUGGAUUGCCUGCCGAGGCAGACUCUGUACCGCAAAGAGUAAUGCAAGAUAAAUUCGAUGAGGAACUAUUGCGUGGGUGA